Messenger RNA from Pichia membranifaciens NRRL Y-2026, 1422 nucleotides. RefSeq lists its product as hypothetical. NCBI's taxonomy places the organism in Eukaryota, Fungi, Ascomycota, Pichiomycetes, Pichiales, Pichiaceae. The record is from RefSeq and is a predicted model, not a curated record. The transcript has a single exon. Bases 1 to 1422 code for a protein of 473 amino acids.
AUGCAGGAGCAGGGGAAGAAGCCGGAGGAUGCCAGCAAGGCGGCGGAGAAGGACAAGGAGGGCGGUAAAAGCGGUAACAGCGGUAGCGGCAUUGCCACGGAGAAGGAAAGCGACAAACAGGGUGGCAAUGAGGAGCACGACUUCGAAAACAUUCUGCGGCUCGACAGUAAUGGUGACGCGGGGGCAGACGGAGACGGAGAUGACAAGCUGCUGAGCAAGCUUGUCGACGAGUCCAAGCGCAAGAGAGGCGGAGACGAAGAGGAAGACGGAGAUGGUGACCGAAACGACGUGGAGGUUCUGGAGGACGACGAUGACGAUGAUGACGACGACCUAGUCGCCAGUACAGGGAACGGGCUCCUCGAGAGCUUGACGACCGAUAUCGAGAAGUACCACAAGAAGGUCCAAUUGAAGAAGAAGUUCGACAACUCUGCGCUGGUUAUGGAGAAGAAGAUCUCGCACGAGCUCGGCAGGGCUGCGGAGGCAGAGACGGGAGCCUCGGCAGAGGAAGACGAGGAGGAGCUCAACAAGAAGAGGGCACGGAGCACUGGCACGGGCAGCGACAGCAAGGAGCAGAUGGAGCUUGACGACGAGGACGGCGAGAGUGCGUACAAGCGGAGCAAGACCCCGAUGGCCGGACGGAAGGUGUCUUCGUGGACAAAGGCGGAGGACGACGCAAUAGUGUACUACAAGGAGGAGAUGAAGUACUCGUGGAAGAAGAUCGAGGAGCUGCUCGAGAAGAAGCACUCGUGGCAGGCGAUCCAGAUGCGGUACUUGCGGAACCACAAGUCCCGGAACGACGAGUGGUCACGGUACAUGGAGAUCAAGUUGAUCAACGCGAUCCGCAAGGACUGGGAAAACAGGUGGAAGCGCAUCAGCGCCGAUCUCGGCAGAGACUUCGGCACUGAGCGGUGCACAACCAAGAAUAUCGAGAUCUGCAAGAAGAUGGAGCUGCCGUACUACAACAACGUCUUCAAGAACAAGGAGGUCACCGUCGGGUACAAGAACCAGUUCAACGACAUCAAGGACGCCGAGGCCCACAAGAAGUUGAUGUUGGUCUACAUGGGCUUGGACUCCAUCACCUACGAGGACAGCGACAACGAAGACAAGGGUCUGCUCCCGCACGACGCGGACGAAGGCGACGCUGGUGACGCCAGCACGGGCGCCGAUGCUGCCGAUGCCGAUGCUAUUGCCAAAACCACAGGCGGCCCCACCACCACUGCCAGCGCCGCCGCUGAUGGCGGUCCAGACGACGGCGGAAAGACCGACAUCCACAUGAACAUGAACAUGAACAUGGGCAUGAUGGGCAUGAACAUGGGCAUGAAUAUCGACGAUGACGAGAACGACGUCCACGUCGCCGACAUCGACACCGCCAACGUCGACCCCGCUAUCACCGGGGAGAGUAUUACCAAGGACGACGCCUGA